AUGCCGGCCUCCUCCCUCCUCCCGCCGACUCUGCUCCCCCACCGCCACCGCCACCGCCACUGCCUCCGUGUACCUCCCGCCGGCUGCUCCACCUCCUCGCCAUCCUCCGCCGCGACACGCUACGACUUCGACCCGCUCCUGAACUACCUCUCCUCCCGCUCCGCCGCCGUCCCGGGGCUCACGUCCACGGCCCCGCCGACCUCAGUGCCCGUGACGGAGAGCAGGCUGGCGGCCUCGUACGCGUCCGUGCCGGCGCAGGAGUGGCACGCGCUGCUGAGGGGGCUCGCCGCCAGCGACGCGUCCCUGCCGCUCGCCUUCGCGCUGCUCCCGUUCCUCCACCGCCACCGCCUCUGCUUCCCGCUCGACCUGCUGCUGUCGUCGCUCCUUCACUCGCUGUCCGUCUCCGGGCGCCUGCUCCCGCACUCGCUGCUGCUCUCCUUCCCGCCCUCGCUCUCCGACCCGCCCUCGCCGCUGCUGCUCAACUCCCUCCUCGCCGCCUCCGCCGCCGCGUCGCGCCCCGCCGUCGCGCUCCGGCUCCUCGGCCUCCUCCGCGAGCACAACUUCCUCCCGGACCUCGCGUCCUACUCGCACCUCCUCGCGUCGCUGCUCAACACGCGGGACCCGCCCGACGCCGCGCUCCUCGAGCGCCUCCUUGGCGAUCUCAGGGAGUCGCGCCUCGAGCCGGACGCGCCCCUCUUCUCCGACCUCAUCUCCGCCUUCGCGCGUGCCGCGCUCCCGGACGCAGCGCUCGAGCUCCUCGCCUCCGCGCAGGCCAUCGGCCUAACGCCACGUUCCAACGCGGUCACCGCCCUUAUCUCCUCCCUCGGCUUGGCCAGGCGCGUCCCCGAGGCUGAGGCUCUGUUCCUCGAGUUCUUCCUUGCCGGGGAGAUCAAACCACGGACGCGCGCUUACAACGCGCUGCUGAAAGGGUAUGUGAAGAUUGGGUCGCUCAAGAACGCCGAGCAAGUGCUCGAUGAAAUGUCACGGUGCGGAGUUGCCCCUGAUGAGGCUACGUACAGCCUACUUGUGGAUGCCUAUACGAGGGCUGGGCGAUGGGAGAGUGCAAGGAUACUUCUCAAGGAGAUGGAGGCUGAUGGAGUUAAACCGAGUUCAUAUGUGUUCAGCCGGAUCCUGGCAGGUUUCCGUGAUAGAGGAGAAUGGCAGAAGGCAUUUGCGGUGCUCCGUGAGAUGCAUGCAAGUGGGGUUCGCCCUGACAGGCAUUUCUACAAUGUCAUGAUCGAUACAUUUGGGAAGUAUAACUGCCUUGGGCAUGCCAUGGAUGCAUUUGAUCGGAUGCGAGAAGAAGGGAUUGAUCCGGAUGUUGUCACAUGGAACACACUUAUUGAUGCACACUGUAAGGGAGGCCGGCAUGACCGUGCAAUAGAGCUGUUUGAUGAGAUGCGUGAAAGCAAGUGCCCACCAGGCACAACCACAUACAACAUCAUGAUCAACUUGCUUGGUGAAGAAGAGCGAUGGGAGGGAGUAGAAGCAAUGCAAGCAGAGAUGAAGGAGCAGGGAUUGGUACCGAACAUUAUAACAUAUACUACACUUGUGGAUGUGUAUGGUAGGUCUGGCAGGUUCAAGGAGGCGGUUGAUUGCAUCGAGGCAAUGAAAGCGGAUGGCCUCAAGCCAUCACCUACCAUGUACCAUGCCUUAGUCAACGCAUACGCUCAAAGGGGUUUAGCAGACCAUGCGUUAAAUGUUGUCAAGGCCAUGAGAGCAGAUGGCCUAGAGGCUAGCACGGUGGUUCUAAACUCCUUGAUCAAUGCUUUUGGUGAGGAUAGAAGGAUUGCUGAAGCCUUCUCUGUGCUGCAAUUCAUGAAGGAAAAUGGUUUGAGGCCUGAUGUUAUAACAUAUACUACACUGAUGAAAGCUUUAAUCCGUGUUGAGCAGUUUGAAAAGGUUCCAGUUGUUUAUGAAGAAAUGAUCACAUCAGGAUGUGCCCCUGAUCGAAAAGCUAGAGCGAUGCUGCGAUCAGCUUUAAGAUACAUGAAACACAUGAGGGUUGCAUAGGAGAUUUAGACAAUUACUUAUAGCUGAUGCCUGAUGGAAGCAAAAUGUUUGUGCUGAUGUUUUUUGAACAGUCGAUUGAAGGGUGAAUCUCCAUCUUCUGGUUUCUGUCUCUGCUCUUAAGCAAGCGAAUUAAUCACAAAUACACAAUAUCUGCUUAUCUUCCUAAUCAGUAAGGAGGAGAAAAGUACAAGGUGAUGACAGGAGCUUGGUAUAAGAAGAAACUACAUGGAAUGUCUGCCGCGACUGCAAGAUUAUGGAUAUUUGGAAUUGAUAUUGGCCAAUGAUUCUAACCUUGAUAUUUUCUGACACAAUGAACUGUACCAUGACACUCCUAUUUUUUUUAAGGAUAUUCACAAAUUGUAUUUAGAUGUACAUUUUUUUCUAGAGUUUUUGAAGGGCAAUACAAAAGAAAUUGGAAUAUAAGUUUAA
Molecule: messenger RNA, 2442 nt
Organism: Oryza brachyantha (malo sina)
Lineage: Eukaryota; Viridiplantae; Streptophyta; Magnoliopsida; Poales; Poaceae
Product: pentatricopeptide repeat-containing protein CRP1 homolog, chloroplastic
Exons: 5
Coding region: 1-2013 (670 amino acids)
Molecular function (GO): protein binding
Source: RefSeq, a predicted model, not a curated record